CCAACCUUGGGAAGUCACACAGGGAGCUUCAAGAAUCUUCUUCAGCUCCAACGGUUGCCCAGGUCCUUGCUGUCUAUCAUAAAGAUGGGUUUGCGGAAGGCACGAGCUGGGAAAGAAGGGAGUUGAAGAUGCCAACGACCUGCUCUUGGGAAAACCACCAGCCAUAACUCGUCGUUUGGGCUUCUUCGGUCAAUCUCGACGGAAGACUACCAGAACCUUCUAGAAGGUGGUGUCCUCCACGGUGCCCUGCUUCAGUGUCCCCAAGGUGUCCUGUUGUGGUGUCCCCAGGUUGGGAGCUUCCUGGAUUACCCGCCCUUGACUCGGCCAGACAAGCCCUUCACGUUAGUAGUGAUAGGCAGAUUCUGCGCUGGUUCUGACCGACAGACAGUAGUGGCUUCGGUAGAUCAUAUCUCUCUGGGUAUAGCUCGGAAUUGGGAAAACAAUAUCUUGUUAGAACCGGGAGAAGACAAGCUUUCCAAUGGUACCUUAUUUGCCCGAAGAUGAUCCUGGAUCAUCGAGAUAUUGGUCUCUGAUCAGAGAUGCAUUUCUUGUGUAUGCUGGCCGAUUAGCCUGAGGAUGCCGAGAAUUAGGCCUGGGUUCUCAGACGCAUUUCUCCUCAACCACAGCUCGGAUUUGGGUUCUCAAUAUCUGGUUGGAAAGCCUGAGAUGUCAGGGUUCUAAUGGUACCAGCGAGAGAGUGAGAUCUGAGCAGAGCUGUGCGGUUGGGACUGGCGAGCUGGAACUGUUCUGCGGCUGCCGGCCUGUUUCCAGAAUAUCAGGGCCUCUGAGAAACGUCUACAGAUUUUGACUUCCAGCUCCGUUCUUUGCAUGCAGUAGCUUGCUGGAAAGCUGGGGAAGUCAAGAAGAGAACGGCACUGGUUUCUCUAGAUUCUGAUGGAGGAAUCUCCAGAUAUGGCCCAAAGUGCAGAGAGCAUUUUGCUGCCACUAGGACAGCGGAGGGGGCAGGGGUUAACUUGGCUGGUUGCACGGCUCUGAGUUCGCGCCUCAUCCUUGGCUGAUGCAACCUCCCUUGCAUCCUGAAGGCCUUGGGAGUCCAAAGGUGGCUGCUCUUCCGGCUUGGCCCUGGUUGGCUGCUGUUUUGGGGCAUGGUGGCUGGGCAUGGCUCGACCCGCAGGGUCGUCCAAAUUUUGGCUCGUAACAGGCCGUGUGGCGCCGUCUUCUCGGCCAGUGCCGAGAGCUUUGGCUGUCCCGGAGGAAGGUCCGUAACAAUACCCAAAAGUCAAGCAGUCCAAUCUGUUGAACAACAGCCUGGGUUAGCGAGCUGCAUGUGGCUUGUUGCAUGUUAUUGAACUGCAACCCAAUAACUGGGACCGAAGCCGGAUUGGCUUGUAAACACAGAGAGGGAACCGGGUCGACGUCUCGACGAGAACCCGAAGGUGGAAGAAGCUUGGGCGGCAAGCCACGGUGCUUGCCAUCUCCGCCCACAGGAAGUCACAGAGCGGGGCCUCGUCGUCGCAUGAGGUUUGUUGGCGCUCUUUCUAUUCGGUUUCAUCCGCCGGAUUGUGGCAGUGAUCGGAGUGGGGGAAUUCAGAAAACCAAGGCGAGUGGGAGGCGGUCUCCUAAUUAGCUGUGCUCUCUGUCCUCGCCAGUCUUCUAUCUGGCUGCCUUGCCGGCGAGCGGUGCUUGUGGUGCCAUCAUGUUUAUUCGCCGUUCAUUGCGUGGUUUACUUCACGUCUCUACCAAGGGUGGCGGCGGCAGUACGUUUGUUUCCUCCUCUGGUGCUGCGGCGUCCCUGGCUACCGCUGCUGCCAGUGGCGAAGCCCUCGACUAUUCCUUGCUCAGAGCAGGGGCUCAUUUCACCUCAUGCGAUCUUCGUCCCGCCAUUGGACUCUUCCGUCAUUACAUUGCCGUCGGAAAGUUUGGCUCUGUGGUCGCUCCAUCCAAAAACAGAGGACAGAAUUCAACAUUUAUCUUUAGAACUUUAUCUAGCGCUGCGGUAAAACAUGAGUCUUCUCACAAUGAUCCAACUGAAAAGUCAACAUCUGGAGAAGAGAAAAGGGGCUCAGAUGCGAGUGGACCUGCAGGAAAGCCAGUCCGUGGCGGGCCAAUUUCAUGGUUGAGUUUUUUAUUACUUGCCCUUACUGGAGCUGGACUAGUAUAUUACUAUGACAAGGAGAAGAAACGCCAUAUUGAAGAGCUAAAGGCAGCUUCAAUUACAGUGAAGCAAGGGCCAUCUAUAGGCAAGGCAGCUAUCGGGGGUCCCUUCAAGCUAGUGAAUCAUGAAGGAAAGUCUGUAACUGAAAAAGACUUUAUGGGGAAAUGGACUGUCAUAUACUUUGGCUUUACACAUUGCCCUGAUAUUUGCCCAGAGGAGCUACAGAAGCUAGUCAUGGCAAUUGAUGAAAUAAAAAAGAAAGCUGGAAUAGAAGUUGUGCCUGUCUUUAUAUCAGUAGAUCCAGAAAGAGAUACUGUUGAGCAAGUUCGUGAAUAUAUUGCAGAAUUUCAUCCAGCAUUGAUAGGGCUAACUGGUUCAGUGGAUGAGAUAAAGGAAGUUGCCCGUGCUUUUCGUGUUUAUUACAUGAAAACAGAGGAAGAGGGAUCUGAUUAUCUUGUUGAUCAUUCCAUUGUCAUGUACUUGAUGGACCCUGGUAUGGAGUUUGUGAAAUUCUUCGGGAAGAACCAUGAUGUGGAUUCACUUACUGAUGGUAUAAUUAAUGAAAUAAAGCAAUAUAAGAAGUGAACACAAGUUCACGGCAACUAUUUUAGAACUGUUUCCUUUUCUGCCACCGUCAUUCACAGGCUUGUUAGUGCAAUUUUCUUGGCUAUUCUGUCCGGUAAAUUGGCGUUCGGUAUUUGCAUUAAAGGUUAACUGGGAUAUUUAUUGGAGGAUCUGAAUGUUGCAUGCCUGUCCAUUUGAACAUUUAAUAGUUCAUAUUGUAAGGAACACAUAGUAAUGAUAACUUGCUCCAUUUUCCUUUGGGGGCUUCAUGUAGCGGCUCCAAUGUAGUCUGUACGUGUCAUUCCAAGCGCUGGAAAAUGUAAGGAUGUGGAGGUUGCCACUGAAGUUGUCAAAUAUGGGUGUAACUGGAACUGAUCGAGUUAAAACAUUUUUGUAUUUGGUGCUUUACAUUUUGCCAGUCCGUAAUAAAAAUACUUGUGGUCGGGGAGUUA
Messenger RNA from Nymphaea colorata (pocket water lily), 3132 nucleotides. RefSeq names its product protein SCO1 homolog 1, mitochondrial. The record is from RefSeq and is a predicted model, not a curated record. The coding region runs from base 1658 to 2701 and encodes 347 amino acids. Lineage: Eukaryota; Viridiplantae; Streptophyta; Magnoliopsida; Nymphaeales; Nymphaeaceae. Gene Ontology annotation, biological process: mitochondrial respiratory chain complex IV assembly. The transcript has 7 exons.